This is a messenger RNA of Porites lobata, 18276 nucleotides long. Lineage: Eukaryota; Metazoa; Cnidaria; Anthozoa; Scleractinia; Poritidae. The record is from the annotation of a GenBank genome assembly.
AGUCAUCUAGCUUGUGCGCCCAGUCGGCUUAGCGUGCGAAAUUACUUUGAAUUUCGUUGGGAAUUUACUUACACUCUAGGAAAACUAUUCUCCUCCAUCGUUAAGGUAAGUUGAUUUAAACUUGACUGUCUCCGAAAGACGAGAUUUCGGAUCAAAGAAGCGAUUUAUUUGUCUUCGUAUCUACUUCCUGCUAAAAUACAAUGCAAGCCUUAUUAUUUUAUCGUUCCCUUAUUUGUUUUUGAUAAACACAUAAUUUUUAACCCUUUUUGACUAAGUACCAACAACCAACUUAGGUUUCUUUUAGAAUUCGAAAUGCCAUGCCGUGAUCGAGCGAUUCGCUUUUUGUAAAGGGAGCAUUUGUUUUUCAGACGGAAGCUCGUGUUAAUCUGGUUCACUUUCACACUUUCAUUGAUUUUGAAAUUAAAUUGCAUCCUGCUUUUCCCCCAGUUUCGACUCAGUUGCAAUACAUCACUGGAUUAGCGGGCAGGCAUCCUAGUUCUGGAUCCCAGUAUACUAAAGUACCUGAAAAAGCUUUUGAUAUAUUUGGAACUAACAAGGGUUUGAAAGAACGCUUACUCUAGCUCAAUCUCAUCGAGAAGUGUUUUGCAAGGAUUGUAUCAUACCCGGAGGACGAUACAUUGUCUCAUCAUACAUUCAAAUCUCUACCAUUUCGGGCGUUUCAAUAAUCAUUUUUACUGCAUGGAUGCAUUUAUUGAGUUAAUCAAAGGCACGUCCCAUGUAAGAGAAUUCAAGACAUUGUUUGAUUCAGGAUUCCAUGGGGUGGAUUCCGGAUCCAGGUAUUGGAGUCCCAAAAAAAACAUCUGCAAGAGUUGAAAUUCCGAGAGAAAUAAACAAUGAAGUUAUUCAACUUUUUAGCGAGGGGAAGGAGAGGGUGGGGGUCCAAUGUAAAAGUAUCCCCGGUCUAAAAGACAAGGGACUCUGAAUUUCAUGACCCUAAUUCGUUUACAUGCAUACAUAUUUUAUUAUCUUUCCUUAAAGAAGGCUUUUCGCACCGAAUUAAGCAAGCUUUUGUGGUAACCUAACAUCAUGGCAUUAGAUUUUAAAAAAAAAAUGUUUCUAAACACUACUGCAAAUUAAACCCGACCGCAAGAGAUCUUACGAGCAGCUCCUACACUACCCACCGCAAAUGAUCUCCAAAUGAAAACAAGAAUAAACCCAAGAGGUACAAGUGAAAAAAAAUAGUUCUUGAACAGCAAUGCAGUGUCUUGCUUAAUUAAGCAGUGGUUAACAUUUAACACUGAACAUAAACAUGACUGUAGACAAUUCCGAUGUAAUGUUAAAAUAAUUCUCAAAUCCGAUUGAUCUCAGUAUUGAUGGUUUUCACGGUGACGUCAUCAGAUUGCAAAGUCAAAAAAGCGAGGUUUUACGAAUUCUUAUUUACACUAGGUUAAAGAUUAAUAGGAAAUAAAUCUUUGUACAAGUUUCCAGCCGCGAGGCAUGUUUCAUUUCGAAAAUACAGCAGUUUGAACUUCCGAGUUUUCACAGUGGGUGACACCAAAAGAAGAAUGCUAUCUCCUUGAAAAAAGUCUCUCCGCUUGAUUUUCAGAAGUUUAACCAUUUCAAGUAUUAGAAGAUAUGUUUAUGCGCAAGUAUGCUAGUUCUCGAGUGAAAAGGAGGUGCUUUUAUAGAAAAAGUGAACUCCAGAUGUUUUUGUUGAUUUCCGGCGGCCAUAUUGGUGGACAGUUUCUGUCCACCAGUAUGGCGUCUCCAUACAAAGCUCUACAAAGGUGCGUGAAAUGUUUCGGCAACUAACUCAGAAACUGUGGGCCACAAAGACCUGAGAUUUGGACAAAUUGUUUAUAUAUUAGUCUUUUAUAACAUUUCAUUUUCUUGGCUUCUUCCACUGGACGGUUUCAAAUGUAUUUUUUUGUGCCGUGUUUAUUGCGUGACAGUGAAAACGAAGAAUUAACUUGAAAGUCCCUGAAACCGAUCCCAAAUAAAAAAUUGCUGCAAAUUAACGCUCUUACCGCUUAGGAAGUAUUUGCUGAUAGGCAAAAUAAUUUCCUCUCACUCGUUGCUUCUUUACUCAUUCCCUGAUUUUGUAUCUUUAAUUCAGUCACUGUCUCCAGCAACAAAGGCGUCUACCGAAUUAAACCGAAAACCACUUGAAAACCUGUACAGAGCGAUUAAUGCAUUCAGGGUUCUUUUGUCCUUAUUCCUCGGCAUAAAAUUGAAAGACAAGUUUCAGCGAAACAUUAAUGCUUCAAAGAAAGGAGGUUCAAUUGCCAAAAGAAGCAAGACGGUCGUUUAUCUUUUUAUUGAUUCCAUUGUUUUUAAAACGCUAGUGGUUCAAUGCAAUUGCAAGUUCUAAGUACCAUUCAUCGCCUGCGAUCGCAGACGUUUUCCGGUUGUUACUUCUCUCCACCCGAAAACUGAGAAGCGACGACCGGAAAUACAUUACUGACUGCACUACUCAUAUUCCGUACCCAAAAUCCAUUCCAUUCGUCUAACAAGGGGUAAUUAGCGGUCUGGAGAUCAUUUUCGCUACAGUUCCUUUCAUGUAGGACCGCUCAUCGCCAACCUUCACAUUCUUUUCUAAAGUCUUCCAGUCCUAAACAACACCCUGUUCAAGACGCUAUAAAUAGUGAAAUUGUAAGACCCAAGACUCUGAAAACAAUACCUCCUCGCCUCGGCAAAAUCCCAUCUGCGCUAAGGGGGGAGUACACCUUAGCGGAGAUGCCAACCCCUGGAGAUCUAAACGAGAAUCAAAUUAUUAAGUUCUCAUCUGACCGGACACGUUGAAGUUCGAUGUCCCCGUGGGAAAAAAAAAACAUAUCAGUGAUUACAAACAUUGCUUUGAUGCUGUUGCAAAAGCGAUUUAUAGCGGAGCUCCACGUUGUGGGCGGAGCCCCAUAGCUAAGGUAAUCUACCCAUCCCAGAAAAUUUGGUAAUCACGUGACCGUACACCGAACGAACGAACGACCGUCCGUCUGCACCACAGGGAAACCAAUGUUUACUCUCACACUUUCUGGCCAGUUUACGAGCCCAGGAGAAAACUAAUUGCACAUCAAUGUUGUGAUCAAUUGACAGCUGUCAAAACAGGGUAUCCGCUGACCAGUAUCACCUGACCGUACCGCGCGCUCAAGUGUCGACCCAUGGCGGUCGAGUAUUUUUUUUAAGUUAUGCGUUGACAAACUACUAGUUUCAAAUGAUCGCAGGCUCAAGUUUAUUUUUUCCAAUGAUUCAUAUGAAAUAUGUGUUGAUGUCACUAUGGCCCCGCACUAUUAAGAUUUUGAUUUCAAACUGUCCUCGGACGAGUUGGUCACGCUCUACGUCCAAUUUUUAUCCUCUGAUUGGUCAAAAUUUGACAGGUGAGUUCAUGCGGAAAAUUUAUGCAGCAUCUUGAAAGUUGUUUACUUUUACAGCUUGCGUUGAAGCUUACAGAGUUUUGUGUCAUGUAAUGUUUUUUACUGUCUUUUUCCACUGGAUGUUCAAAAUGAAAUACAGCUGCUAUCAAGAGUUUUCUGUUACUCAUGGCUGGUUUGUUUAUUGGGUUUUUGAUUUAGAAAUGCGUCGCUUGUCGAAAUUCGUUAAUCCGAUUUCGGAUGGCAUCGUUUUCGUUUUUCACCUUGCUUAUAUGCGUAAGAGGGUUUAAAAGUCUCAAGCAACUGUGGCAUUCCUUGAUAGCUUUCAGGAACUGAAUCUAGAUUGGUAAGCCUGAGUAAUUAUUGUAUUUGGUGUUUGUUUUUGUGAUAUCUAAUUUCAUGAAGUCGAGCACAGUUUAUGGGGCAAGUUUAUGCACGUUUGUAAGAUUGAGUCAAUGAUCUGACCUAGUAUCAGGUUUGAUAUAGGCUUACAGAACUGUAAAAGGCCUUCAGAUAUAUUUUCUCAGCGCAAAUCGAAAGAAAACGUUCCGAAGAAUAUUUAGUUAUAAAUUUGGCUGUAGAAAGAAAACUUUGAGCGAUUUUCUUGCUUCGAGGAGUUCAUCUUUGAAAAAACCAAACACCGGGAGGCCGGCUUAAGUAAAACAUAAUUAACUUAGCUUUAAGCCUGGUUUCCAUAUGAUCGUCCGGAUCGUUCCGAUCGUCCCAGUCGUUUCAAAAUAUUUCGAGACGAUCCGGACGACUGGGGCGAUUGGUAGUUUCCAUAUGAUCGUUUCGAUCGCCUCAAAGGCAAUAGACGCGGGGUCGUCAGCGAUGUCUCUGGGUCAGACAAUAGAAUUUUUACGCGUGUUUUGCAAACAAGCCACAUAAAUGGGUGAUUUUUAUUCGUAAAGCGAACCUCGUACCAUAUCUGCUUCUUCUCUUGAUUUUGCUGCAUUGAGAAGCUAGAAGAGUUCCCCGAAGACAUAGUAUCUCUUCUAAAACUUGAUGUCACGGACUGUCUCUAAUUUCAAAUAACCCACAUACUCGCUGCGAACAUUUGUGUAUUAAUUUUUCGGCUUCAGCGCCAUCCCGGCCGCAUUUAUUCUCGAUUACUGGAAUAAAAGUGAUGACUUCUGGGAUAGCCUUCGAUCGUCCCGAUCGUCUCAGUCGUCUGAGAGCAUUUUCAUAUGAUCGCUUCAAAAUUUACAUGAUCGUCCCGAUCGUCCCGAUCGUCCGGAUAGAACUCAAUUCUAUCCAAGCGAUUGAGGUCGUCUCAGUCGUCCGGGUCGUUUGCGAUCGUCUGGGUGGCGUUUCCAUAUGAUCGUCCCGAUCGUCUGAACAUUUUUUGAGAUGACUGGGACGAUCCGGACGAUCCGGACGAUCAUAUGGAAACCAGGCUUUAAGCUAUUUAAGACUCAGGAUUUUUAGGGACACUUUAAUAGCUGUCUUCGUGAAUUAUAUUUCUUUUAUUGAUUGUUAGUAGUCUCUCUUGCAAUUUUAAUCGCUGUACGUGCGGUUUGUUUUCAUCGUUCAUGAACAUCGCUUGCAGGAGUACUCAAAAAUGUCGCGCGUAUCAAACGCUUUAUAAGAUUACACAUCGUUAUAACUGAAACCAAUAAAUAACAAAAAAAAUAAUAAUAAAUUCGUUAUUAUGUUGAAGCGUAACUCUAUUAAAGUUCAUUCAAACACUCGACCACACUGACAGCUCGCACUAGGAAUGAGAACCCGCUGGCCGUAUGGGUGAUUUUGGAAAUUUUUUGAACGGCUUCGCUAAAAGCUCACGAUUGAUCGCCCUGAAUAUUGACUACGUGCAAUUUGUCUUGAAAAAUUGUGAAAUACCGCACUCUGCCCGAGGUCUGUAUGAUAAAUAGUACUGUUUCACCUUAGAUGUGUUUUAUAAAAAGUAUAAAAGGUUGGUUUACACAGCCCCAGAUUUGCUGGCAAGAAUUUGUAAAGUAAACCUGUCGAAAGCAAAAAAAAUUCGGCCUGAUUUGUUUUCCAGGAAUUUGUUUUCAAGGCCUAAUCUACUGUGAUCAAGAGCCAUUGUGACUCUUGAAUGUGAUCGAAGAUGUUUGCUAUUUUUUGGGUGUACAUAUAAGUCUGUUAACUCGAUGUAAGAUGUUUCAAUCUAAAAUAGCUUAGCCUUUCCCUCAAAAGUCACACAAAUGUGCCCUUAAGUUAACCGAUUUGUAGAUUACAAGUUUAUUGUUUAAUUUAAAUUACAAAUUUGUUAAUGGGAGCUUCGCUUUUGGCCCUGGAUAAAUCUAUGUUGAAUAAACAAUUGUUCGCGCCCUCGGCUGUCUAAACUUGACAGGCGUUUGUCACUUUUCUAAUCUGCGGCAAGUUUGCGGUGACAGUUUUCAUGCUUUGCAGAGUCCAGGGGUUUCCGAGGUGGAAAUGAAUAUGAGAGAUCGUUGCAAGCAACCUCGUUCCCAGGGUUCUCUUCUACCCGCCCUACGGAGCGAGAGAGAGAGAGAGACCCUGUAAGACACUGGUCACGUGUCUCCCAGAAUCUGGGAGAUUACAAGCAAACGAUUUGCGGCAGGGACAGACAAGUGUGGGAUUUGUCUCUACAGAGCAUAUACAAGGUAGUAUUCAUACCGAAAGGCACUAGAUUUGAAUUGCCGUUUCUAUUUUGUGGAGGCCACUUUAGAAAACAAAUGUAUAGUAUCUGUAUGUGUUUUCAAGACUACUACCAGUGCAGGUUAUGUUGUCUGUUUUGUCUCUGUUUAUGUUACUUUAUUUCCUGUUGUCUUCCAUUUCGCGUUGAUGUAUAAUUAUUUUUAUCUUUGAUCUUUUUACCACUUUUCUAUUUCCGCAUCAUAGCAAAGGUUAGGGAGUGAAAAAUGCUGACAUUUUAGGCCAUAGCUUUCCGUGAAGCCACUAGAUCUAAAAUAUGACUUUGAUCGUAAAUGUAUUAACUCAAUUUAACUGCCAUGUUUUGUCCCGGGGGUUUGUCACGCCGAUCCGCUAAGACCGCAAAUAGUGUAUUUGGCCCGAUUACCAGCCCGCUGUCUGACAAACAUUGAAACUUUUGGUAUAGAAGUUCGACAAACAGGGAUUUUACCUUCAAAAAAAAAAAAUCGCUUGUGUAUAACUCAAUAUCGUAGAUUUUUAGCGAUUGGUGUUAUCGGUUAAACAGGCGACUGACGCUAGCUUUUGAUUCCUUCUCUGGUAAGUCUCUGGUUUUUCUGAUAGUUUUGUUAGGCAGAAAUUUCCCUUAGUUUCAGUUAUAGCUGUUGUAGGGUUAGCAAAUCUGUCUUGCUGUUGCGAUCACUUCGUGAACGUUGCGAAUAAACGAGACAAAAAAAAAAUGUGAGACAAAGGACUCCUCCCUCAGAACUAAUUUUGUUCUGGAGACACGUGACCAGCGUUUUCCAGGGUGUGUGUGUGUCUCUCUCUCUCUCUCUCUCUCUCUCUAGAGGAAAAGUAGGGCACUUUUGUUACUUCUUUCCCUUUUGAUAAUAGCAUGGUCAAUUUAAAGUGGUAACUCGUGAAACUUAAACUAUACACAGUUCACUUAAAGUAACAUACGCAUGUAAAAAGACAAAUUCGAGCGUUAAAACAGAAGAGAAAAAGCUGCAAAGAUGUCACAAAAAGGUUACAAAAGGGCCCUACAUCGUGGUAGGUGCUUUUUAAAAUGCUUUUCACACCUUUUUUGCAUUUAAUUGUAGCUAUUACUUUACCAUUUAUACUCCAUACGAUUCCCUCGCUGACCACAACACUUUAAACUGGAGAUAUCGAGGCCGGGAAAAAAAACGCCGUGAACAUGUUUGACUUUUCAUGUCCAUGAAAGGAAUCACGAUUCGGAAAAAGCCCAUUUUUGAAUGGAAAGUUUCAAAACGUCAGUGUGACCUUUUUGAACCAAUCAGCAACCGCAAAAUUGUGGUGGGAGUUUAGUUAAGUCUAUUGUUAAUCUAAUAAGUGAAACACAAAGUGAAAUGGUCGUUUCCUUAUUUUUUGGUGAUUUUUUAAAGUUACUGAUAUCUCGAAAGUGGCCCCGUUACGAAAGUUCCCUUUUUGCUAGAAGUUCCAGCAAGCAAUUUUACCGUAAUUUGUAAGAGAUAAAAAUCAAAAAAGCAAUCAAUCUAAACACCACUAAAGUAGAAGUAAGUGGGCGAAAAUACAGGUCCUUCCUUUAAAAAGUAAGGCGCUGGGCCAGCGGAAAGGUGUUCUAACCCCUUUUACGCAUUUUGCGCUAUUGGGUAUACGGGUAUAUUGUUUGCGCAAUUACAAGUAAAUGCGUGAGUCCUUUCCAUCGAUGAAUUAUGAAGUUAUUAAGCAUGAUGGAAAUAAUUUUAAUCAAGAAAAAAAUCAUGUGUGGUCACUGGUGUCAAACAUGCACAAUGGAAAGUUAUUCAAUUUCAGCGCUUCUCUAAAGGCCCCGCCUUUAUUGCGUAGUCAAAUAGACUACAGGUUAAGGAUCAUUAAGGCUAGGCUCCAGAACCAUUUGAGCUUCUACUUUAAGCCGCAUGAAUCUAUCAAACGGGACAACGGUGGACAACGAGUUCUUUUAUUUCAACGCAGGACACGGCAUUGAGGGCACAGCGAUAAGCAAGACAAAGUAGUACACAGCAUUCCCGUAAGUCUUCAUCGUCGUUGACAACGCUCAUCAUGGCCUAUUCCGUUCAUCUCGCAGAUGGUCGCACUUACCAGAAAUCUCUUUGUUUUUCUUAACUCUGCUUUGUAGAGAAAUUUUCAAAAUGAAAUUUAAUGUAGGUGAGAACAGACGAAUUUCCAGAUCGGCUUCGCUUUAGACAAGAAGGGGGUUGGUUCCAAAAUGCUAACCAAUUCUUAAUGGAAGAUAUGACUAAAAGAUACUUGCAGUGAAUAAGCCUUUAGACUUCUUACUUAUGAUGAAAUAUUAUUGAGUAUGCGACACGACUUAGUCGAUCGCAGAGCUAAAUUUUACCACUCAUAUUUGCCUUUUCCAACAAAAAGCGACGGCAGUAACGGAUCACGCACAGUGAAGAAAAUUGAGCAUGAGGGUUUAUCGGUACUCUGUACGUCAGGUAAGGGUGAGUCACUUUUUUAUAGGUUUUCUUUUGGUAAAAACAAGUACCAUUUCAAUGAUCAACUAAAAUUUCUAGAGAGGACAACACUUAUUUUCUUCUCUCCACAUUGGUACGCGGCUGCUGACACUAAAAUAGGCAAAACGGUAGAUUCGAAUUCAUUGCAAUGUUUAAUUUCAGCUGUGUAACAACAACAAAGGCUAAUAAAACUUUACAACGAGAACACCCGUUGGUAAAGAUUACGAGUACAAAUAUGGUAGAUGCAUAUGCAACAUCGCACGCCCCUUGGAUUUUUGCUGUUGUAAAGUAUAAAAAUAACAACCAAAUGCGCGGAACAUCACAUCAUCAUCAUCAUCACUAUCACAUCACUUUUUAUUGGGAUCAGGGUAGAAAGCACUGCGAGUGGAAAAUCAAAUAGACGGUAGCGAAAAUAAAUCUCCGCCGCCUUGAUUAUGAAUUAAAGUUAUUCACUCCUCAAACUGACCUGUGUAGAACUGAUUUGCCUAGUGUGAAAAUGGAUCAUGGGAUACAUACAGCAAUGUAGGCUAUGCAGUGUGCUCACAGUCAGACAGCGGUGUCUACCAAUUCGCACAGCUUCGUCGAUCAACACGUGCUUUUUGCAUCGCCGAUCUUACAGUCUGAUUAGUUUCGUAAUAAAUUUAAAGUACGUCCAGUGACGAUUUUUUAAGGUAAGUUUGGUUUAAUUUGUUUUUCACUCCCAUAAAAUGUAAAGAAGAUAUCUGCACAUCACAAAAUGGCAUCAACGCCAGUGAGCAUAUUAUUGUAUUAAAGACUUUAUAAGCUUUACAUGUACGCAUACAACGGGAGAGAUUUAAAAGAAAGCAUGUUUCAGGAAGCUGCGUACUGUCAUGCCCGAAAAACCGCAACAAAAAAUAAGCCAUGAUCCUGAGAAAGAAAGCCAAGAUAUUGAAUCAUGCUCAAAGAUCUCCGCCGAGGAGGAGUGUCAGUCCACGACGUCAAAAGUAACCUGGACGGCUGAAAGGGAAGCUGUCUUGCGGACUGUCUUUCAAGAGGAGAUUAACCAAAAGGAGGUCACCAUGGAGGCUGUGAGGUCAAAGAUAUCUAAUCAUGCUGAACUCAAGGACGAAGAUCCUAAAAGGGUACUUGACAAAGUACGCUCACAGUGGAGGUAUGCAAAACAAUCUUCUACUGAAAUUGUGAGUCUCCCUUCGGAGCAGGAAACGUUACAAGAACGUGUCCAGAGAUCACUGGAAGAGGACGCAAACAGUGACAUAAUUCCACCAACAGUAACAAGCAGCGUAAAGAAUAUGUUUUCCUCUUCUGACAAGGAAAACAUACAGGAAGUUUUUCGUGACAUGAUUGAGAAAAAUGCCCCAAUAUGUAAAACCACAAUUAAGGAGCUUCUUCAAAAGGAAAGUUGGGGUAGAAGUAUCUUAAAGAAAGCCUCCUUAGACACUGUACUUAAUCGAGUAAAAUAUGAAAGACGUCUUUACCAAAAUUCAAAAAACGUCUAAAGUCAAUUGACAGUAUGAUUGUCAAUAAUUCAGUGGAAAUGAACACAUCAAAUGAACAUCUCUCCUAACCCAUGCUUUAAUCUGCGAAAACCAGUGUAGAUAUAAUUUCUGUAUACCCAGGGCUGGUGAGGGGGAAAUGAGCUUAUUUGAGCUUGCAUUAUGACGGUGCAGGUGUAUUUACUUUAUUCCUGUUAAAACAGCGAUUUUAAUGAGUAGGAAUAAAUGUUACCAAAGUUUCUCACUUUGUUACAAAAGAGCCCGAUCUGGGUUUUUGGGAGUAGCGUACACACAUACAGAACAAACUAACGGUCUUUCUUAGGGUGUUUAGUCACAUAAACAAGUUUAAUUUUGAUUUCGACAAUAUUACCAACCUACUCAAAUCCGUUGGCUUUGAAUAGGAACAUUUUAAAUAUUGUACCGCUAACGUUCGGGACAGCGUGGAAACCAUUUAGAGGGGUCUUAUCGUGGUUUAUCUUCAGCCCGCUUUCAAGUGCACCUUUUUAUUGAUUUACAAAGAACCGGCUCUUCAAUUUAUUAAAAAACACGAAUAACCUGUUAGAAACAAUGGUGAUAGCACACAGGGUUUACUGUUACUCUGGUUAUUGUUCUAGUUUUAGGAGUUGAAAUCAUGCGUGGAUCCAUUUGCAGCGUACGCGUACGACUAUCGCAUUUGUCCGUUGAAGUAUUUUUUGGUUGUUGUUCUUUUUAUGCUUUACAACAACAAAAAAAAAACCGUAAGGGGCGGGCGAUGUUACAAAUGAAUGACCAUAUGUGUACCGGCGUAAUGUUUACUAACGAGCGUUUUUUAAUAUAGGAAAGGUCUCGUUGUAAACGUUUUUUAAGCUCUUUUGAACUCUUGAACUUGAGUUAUUUUUAAACUUUUAUUAGUCUUUGUUGUUGUUACAGUUAAUUUGAUCCAAAUACACUCUUUUUUAUAUAAGAAUGUUGUUUUUCCGGCACGGGCUGAAUGUUUUUAUUUUACUGUCUAUUUAAGGUUGAAAAUAUUCUUGAACUAUUCUUAAAUUAUAGCUUAUGGUAUUCCCAUUUUAGAAUGUAUUGAGGUUUCAAUUACCAGUGUUCUUUGUUUAGAUCUGUUUAAAAUUGAUAAUUUUAUACGGUUAAGUUAAAGACAUAUGACUGUACUGUACAGGUAUUUACAGAUUUUUCAACAUCAAAUUUAGUCCUUUUCAAAUUCUCAGCCUGGGGUUUAUUCUUAAAAUUUCGCAAUUUUGCCUUGAUACUCUCAUAAAACAUAUUCUUAUAGGAUAAAAAAAAGAGUGUAAAGGAGAAUGUUAAUUUAGGAGAAGUCUUGAAUUUGGGUUUUUGUAGACUUAUAUUAGUCGUUGUUAUUGUUACACUUAAUCUAGUCUGAUCCUAUUAAUGGGAAAUGCUCAUGUGAAGCCUUGAACUUUUAUUAGCCUUUGUUGUUACACAGGUGAAAUUAAACAAUGACAUUACGAUGAAUUCGCCCAAAUCUAUCAUCAGCCUAUUUUCAAGUGUACAGAACGACAUCACAAUAUAAGCUUUUCAAGCUUCGCGCGCUCUAAGUCAAGUCAUUGUUUAUUAUAUAAAGACAGUAGUCGCCACACUAAGGUCAGUAAAUAAUUAUCAGCCAUUUGGGAAUUUCGUUUUCCAAGUGAACCCAACCCAUGUUUCAAAUUCCGCAAAAAUGGCGAUAUAUUUACUGUAUACCCAGGUUUGGUGGGCGGAAAGAAGAAGGAUGCCGGAAUUUUCUCAUUGUUAGUGAAAGUAAGGUACAAAACCGACUACUCUGGAGUAAGAAGGGAGAAGUUAGAGCUAACUUUUUUUUUGAACGGGCCGGCGUUGCGCUCCAUACAGUUCCAUGUAACAUAUUCUACCGCUGAUCCUAGUUUUUAAAGUAACUUCUUUUUUGAACUGGCCGGCGGCGCGCCCCAUACAGUUCCAUAUACGAUAUUCUGCUCGUACUAGCUUGAACUUAAUUUUAAAAUGACAACUUUUAUUUAACUUGCAUGUCGUAAGAAAGGCUAUUAACUUUCGUAGGACGGCGCACCGGCGGACAUUUCAAAAGCGACUCAAACAUAUUGCCAGAAGAAUGUAUCAAUGUAAGGCUACAUAAGGCUAUAUAGAAAACCAGCCUUUUUAGACUAUAAAAACAUCAAUUGAAAAAAGUCGAAAAAUUGACAUUUUCCCAAAGAGAUUAGUCCAUGGUUUUGGUAAAAAUUAUGAAUUUCUUCUUCUUUUCUUUUUAGGCCAAAUAGGCUAAGAAAAAGUGUUUCGUAUUGUUCUAGAUAGAAAACCAGUCUUUUUAGACUAUAGAAACAUCCAUUUAAAAAAGUGGAAAAAUUGACCGUUUUCCAAAGGGGUUAGUCCAUCGUUUUGGUCAAAGUUUUGAAAUUUCUUCGUCUUUCUUUUAAGGCGGAAUAGGCUAAGAAAAGGUGUUUCGUAUCGCUCUAGAUAGAAAACCAGCCUUUUUAGAUUAUAAAAACAUCAAGAUGUUCGGAUAUGUACGGCCAUGCACGGCUAUGCACGGCUAUGUACGGCCAUGCACGGCUACGUCAGCCAUGUACGGUCAUGCACGGCCAUGUACGGCUAUGUACGGCCACGCAAAGGCUAUAUAGGGCUAUGCACGACUAUAUACAACAAUGCAAAGCUAUCCACGGCCAUGCACGACUAUGCACGGUUAUGUACGUCUAUGUAUGGAUAUGCACGGCUAUGAACGCGGCUAAGUACGGCCAUGAACGGCCAUGUACGGCUAUGUUCGGCGCGCCUCAUAUUGCCCCUUCCUGUUACAUGCAACAUAUUCUACUUGUGAUUACUAGCUUGAACUUCAUUUUACACAGGUAAAAUAAAUCAAUCACAUCACGAUAAAUCAGUAUCUAUCAUUAUGCCCAUUUUUUUAAAGUGCACGAUCCGAGAGCGAAAUAUUAGCAUUUAAGCUUCGGGCGCUCUGAGUCAAGUCAUUGUUUAUGUAAAGAAAGCAGUCGCUAAGCUAAACUCAGCAAAAGAAAAAAAAACACAGGCACACAGUUACGCGUCUAAUUCUUUUUUAUUAGCCAUUUGGCAAUUUUGAUUUCAAAGUGAACCCAUGCAACGGCAUGUUUUCGUUUUCAGUUUGCAAAAAUCAUAAUACAUUCUUACUGUAUAUCCAGGUGAUAAUAUUUACUUUAUUCUUGGCACAUAGUGAGGGAAUGACGAAAAAAAGAUGAUUUGAAUGAAUAGAAAUGGGUGUUACCAAAGUUCCUCAUUUUGUUACAAAAGUGCCUGAUCUGUUACGAAAGUGCCCGAUUUGUUACGAAAGUGCCCUACUGCCUGUUACGAAAGUGCCCUAUCAGAGUUACAAUAGUUCCCUACCGUUACAAAAGUUCCCUUCUUCGUUACUAAAGUGCCCGAGGUGUGUUACAAAAGUUCCCUUUUUACGUUACAAAAGUGCCCACUCCUCUGGCUCUCUCUCUCUCUCUCUCUCUCUCUCUCUCUCUCUCUCUCUCUCUCUCUCUCGCUCCGUAGGGCGGGUAGAAGAGAACCCUGGGAACGAGGUUGCGUUCCAAGCUCUCCUUUCCUCCGCCCCUUGCUCGCGCGUUCUCGCGAGCCUCGCCCAAAUAGGAGAGCUUGCUCGCAGGCUAGAGAAAAACUAACAUGGCGGUCCUAACUCUGCCAAGGCCAGGCUACAUACGCAUAAUUGCAUAAUUAAGUUAGUGCGCGAAACGAUGCGAAUACAUUACAGCACUGACAAAAUAUUGUUUGUUCAUAGCGCAAUGAUUACACCCUGUGGGGUCUGUACACAGGUUACGCAAAUUAAGCUUCUUUCUACUAUCCGCUGCUCUCGGCUAACACCCCGAUUCUUUCACCUGUUUCGAAUUUUUGAAAGGUAUUCUUUCUCAUGAGAUAGAAUGUAUAGUAAAUGCCAACUCCAGGAAACCAUAGUGCAAGAUUCUAAAUUGAACGUUGUAUUUCCGUGUAGGAAACAUGUCGAGAUUAGCUGGCUCAGCAAUUUCACAGGGACCACUUGUUGGCCGAAUCGAUCGCUGGUCAGAGUGGAGACCAACAAAUAAGGAACCACUCUGGCUCCUUCUCUCAGGUGCCACAGAUCCGCCAAAAGAAAUUGGAAUUUCUAAGAGAAGAACUCGGGAUGUACAAGGGGAUAGAAAUGGCGCAUUUCUUGCUGGCGUGACUCGUGAUUUAGUCAACAUGGAAGACGUGGUUGGUACAAAGCUGUUCAACACUGUUAAAGAUCUUUAUUUAACCAAGAAGGCAGCUCUAGGACAUAUCAUGAGGCUCUUUGAAAAAUGCCAGCACACAAGGGCCCAUCCUAUGUUGUACUAUACAGGGCAUGGUGAGAUUGGCACUGGAAACUGGUGCUUUGCGAAUGGGACAAUCAGUAUCCAAGAAAUAUUUGACAAGGUGCCUGUAGGCUGCAUCUACCCGAUGAUCUUCAGUGAUGCCUGUUACAGUGGCCACUGGGCAAAUUUCUGUCUCAACAAAGGUAUUCCCGGUUUCCACUGCCUCGCUGCAUGUCCGGAGUAUUCAACAGCUCUUGAUACCAAAGGUGUGUAUGUUCAACUUACUUUUCAGUGGUUACCACUAACACGCGCCCUCUGUCCGUUGAAACCUGAGUUUUCGUGGACGUCAAUCAACUGUUUCCAUGUUUCUCUCAUGCGCUCUGACAGAGAAGGUUCCCUCAUCGCUGAAUUGAAAAGGGCGAAGAAUAAUUUCGAAUGACGACAGCGUUUUUGAUUAUUACAUUUAUUUAAGAUGAGGGAUUACAUUGUUAAAACAACGAGGUCUCUGCGAGCGGAGUGAAAUAGCCGAAACACUCUCUAUAGCUCACGUAAAGGUGUUAAGGUUGUUUAUUUAUUUAUUUGAUUGUAUGAAAACACACGAGCCAAGGACGAAUUCCCAAGGAGUAUAAAUUCAAGAAACGAAAGAUCUCACACCGAGAAGGGAAAAUCCAAAUCUAGCAAGAAAAAUUAAUCGCCUUUAUCUGACGCCGUGCAGUAUUUUAGUGGUCCCUAGAAGCAUUUCAGCGCGUCCAAAUUUAAAAUGACGCAAAUCGUAGAACAUUUAUUCAGUAAUCUGAGUCCGUCAAGACUCCGUGAAGUUUCAAACUGGUGUCAUAAACUUGAGUGAGCGGCAGCGAAAAGAUGCCUGAUUAAAGCUUACAUAACCAUUUAAAUGGUUAGAAAAACGUUAGUUUUUUCGAGGUCCGAUAAACAACAGGAUUUCGCAUGCAAUAGCCUACAAACUGAUUGACACAUAGUACACAAAUUAUCACCUUCCUAUCUGCAAAAACCAGCCUAUAGUUCAAGGCCAUUAGAGCCCGAUGAACUAGACCUACAUCCAAUUUUCAUGAGUCGAGAGUUGCUUUUCCAAGGUACAAUCAAAUAACCUAAACGCCGAAGAAAUUGUUUUUUAAAUUCUAUUUUUAUUAUUUUAAUAUUUUAUUAUUGUUAUUACUAUUAUUUUUUUUAUGGCCAGCACAGAAUAUCUUCGAAAAUAUUUUGGCGAAUGAGCUCAACCAGGCGACCACAUACCUGAGUUCUGCCUGUCGACACCAUGUGAAACUCACACACUUUCGCGGCACUGAUAAGACUAUCCACAAUUACGCAUAAUCUUCUUAUGUUUAACACAAGAGAAAUAUCAUCGAACAACUCGGAAAAACUCAGCCUAUUGGCAGAUAAACACCUCUGAACUAUUCUCUUACACUCGUCUUAUUCAAGUUCCCGGAUGUACAGUCACAUGGUCGGCAGACCAGCCUAGACCCUGUUUUCACACCAGAAAAAAAGCUACGUCUUGGCCUGGGUCAUAGUUCACCUGCAAUUUUGGUCUCACCUAAUUCAAUUCACUUCUAAGAGCCUUUUCCCGAGGCCAAAGACUUAUUGUCUGCUUAGAAAAUAUGGUACCUCUCUCGGUUUCAGCCCGGAUCAGGGUGAUUGAUCCUUCUAGCCAAAUGAAACGAGAAUACAUAUAUCUUAUUGGACGGUUUAGUUUGUAGUAUCGUGGGAUAUUUUUACGCGUCACGCUGUAUUUUGGCGAGCCCAUAGGGCGAGUCAAAAUACAAGAAAGGAGUAAAAAUGUUCCACGAUACUACACACUAAACCGUCCAAUAAGAAAUUUAUUAUUCUGUUGUGUCUUGAACUCAUAAAGUGUCCUACGUUCUAUCGUUUUAAUAAUGUCAUUGUUGUUCAGGCGACUUUACUCUAGAAACUCGGUUUGAUUUAAGCGUACAAUUUGGCUCCUGUUACGUUUUUUUUUCCUUCGGAAAACCAUGCAUUUUCUGCAAUGUGCGACGUUUGUAGACUAAAACCGGUCAAACCGGUCUUCUGGAGUACAAAUACCGUGAGAUAUUUGUACUCGUUUUUAGCGUUAUUUGUACUCUAGCUACUGAGUGAAGUUGAAUUAAUCGCAGUCUAGCUGGCAAGUUUGCUCAAGAAAUGAAAAGAAAUGUAAGAGAUACUUAAAUUUGGCCUUCAGAAUGACCACCGUAUUCAAAUCUCGCAUGCACACAUUUCGUUGUUCAGUCAGGUGGCCACGUAGCCGAACAUACGGAUCGGGAGGCUUUCCUUGUUCAUAAACUCUUUCUAACUGAUUUAUUUUCCUUAUUACCACACUCUGUUUAAUUCAAGAUUGACCUUCAAACUUUGCCGGUAAGAUCUAGUCCAUUAAAAAUUCAAUGUUUGAAUUGAAGAUUGUUUUGAAUUGGUAAUUCUUCGCUGAAGAAUGCGAUAUAGGCGAAUCCUUGUUUACAGUUUUUGCCUCAUUUUAUUAACAUAAGUCAAUUAUCUGAUGAAGCAAAUAAAAUGAAAUUUCUGAAUAUUGAAAGAGCAUAAAAAUUUCAAUUAUCUCUGAAAAUUUAAGCCGGAUAUACCAAAUAUGGAGAAAUUCUCUUUGAAAAAACCCUAAAAUUUACAAAGAAUGUGUCAGCCCAUUGAAGUUUUGCCACCCAGUAAUUUUGCAGUUUUUAAUUGCUGCUACAUGUAUUUUCGUUGUUACUGAUUACAGAGAGCUGAAACUUGCAUAAACUGCAUACAUUAACAAGCUCUUUUAAUUUUUGAUCCUAAUUGGUGUACAUGUAUACUGCUACUGUAACAACUUCUAUGGGUUUAAACUCGUAUGCUAAUGAGCAAAAAUAUAAACAAGGACGUCACGAUGAAUCCACCCGUUGAAAUUAUCAUCUCAAUAUCGAAAUAAUUAAGUGCAAAUUUUAUUCUUCCCAGAGACGCUUCACCUGGUUUAACUGUCAUUUUUUUUUUUUUUUUUUUUAUUCACCGCGAUCAGACUUGCGUGGUGUUUCGGUAGAGUGGGUUCACAUUACCUAAACAAAUGGUAAUCGAGCCUACUUCUCAACAGUUUUCCUCUUCAUUUACCCCACGUAUAGAGGGAAAAAAAAAUCCUGUAAUAACGCCAAUUAUUUUUUUUCUAAUCCUUGAUUACUUACAUAUCUAUAAAAUGUGAGACAACUGUCGCAGUAACUGGAACAACCGUCCAGUCUCAAAGCGACAUACUAAAGUUUCGUUUAAGUAACCUUGCUUAUAUUCUAUGUGCUUCUUGUCUUAUUAUGUCUACUGACAUCCAGCAAUUUCCAAAUUCUUGGUAGAUGAAGGAGGUGAUCUAACGCUGUACAUGACAGGAAAGAAACCACGCCCAAGAACAGAGCCCAUGUAUAGUGGGGGAAAUUUACAUGACUUCAACAUCACCAGUGGUUACGAUACAGUUGAUUUCAGCGAUUUCAUCAGUAGCAAUCUUUCUAAUAGUCACAACAUUUUGAUUUCUUGUACCAUACAUGAUGGCACCUUCUCAGGAGUUUUUGCGAGUUCAAAACUUCACAAUCCAAGACCUGCGAUGACUUGGGGAUUUGCGAAGGACUUCGAUGAGUUUCUUGAACUCGCUAGAGAGGAAUGGAAACCAGUGAAUGGUAAGUCAAGGGGGAUAUAUUCCCUCACAUGUGAUAAGAACUUUGGGUUCGGGGUGUUGUUCAUGGAAGGCUAUGGCAGGGCUCAGACCAUUCUAACAAGCACGGCGCAUAUACAGGAGGAAUGGGAUGAUGAUCUUAUGAUAACUUCAUGUGCUGCCCUAGAUUCAAAAUUUUACAUUAUCAUGACAAAGGGCACUGGGGAGUACGAUGGAAAGGCGCAGCAGUGGUUCACCCUUGAUUCGUGGAAAGAAGCGAAUGAUGAAAUACAGGAGGGAUACCGAGACGGAUAUGCUCUCACUGGCAUAUCUUAUUCCAUUGAGCUGAAGCAGUAUUUUGUUGUGAUGACAGCCUCAAAGAGGAAACAGUGCUACAGGUGGUUUCGCACGACUGAAGGAAAAGCCAUGGAUGAUUGGGAAAAGAAGAAAUAUGAUCAGGGAUUCCAUACUACUAUCAUUUUCAACGAUCCAACCGACAAGAAAACUUUAGUUGUGAUGACUAAGGAUGAAAAUAGAUUGGGUCAUACACGUUGGAGUAAUGUCAAGUUAAGGUAG